AUGGAUUCUAGUAAUCCAUAUAGUCACACGUCCAACUUUGUGGACCUUUUGAACUGUCAACAAGAUUGUAACCUUCCCGAACCCUUUCCUUAUGAAAGCGCUUCACAACUCCCAGUGUUCAGUAGUCAACCAACUGAACCUGCAAACACCAGUGCCGAACCAACUGAAGCUGCAAACACAAGCUUCUGUGGAGACUCACGUUCAGUGCGCAAAGAAAGAAGAAAAUGGACUCCCUCUGAUGAUCUAGUGCUCAUUAGCGCCUGGUUAAACACCAGCAAGGAUGCUAUAGUCAGCAAUGAGCAAAAAGCAAGUACUUUCUGGGGCCGCAUUGCCGCUUACUUUGCAGCUAGUCCGAAGGUGGCAGGAGGUGAUCCCGCAGAACCUCUUCAGUGUAAGCAAAGGUGGCAGAAGCUGAAUGAUCUUGUUUGCAAGUUCUGUGGAUCAUAUGCGGCAGCAACAAGACAGAAAACUAGUGGUCAGAGCGAGAGUGAUGUUGUGAAACUGGCACACGAAAUAUUUUUUAAUGAUCACAAGAUUAAAUUUAAUCUCCACCAUGCUUGGGAGGAGCUCCGCUAUGACCAGAAAUGGUCUGAGCAUGCGAGUAGUAAGCUUGGUGGAAAGGCGCAGAAGAGAAAGUGCGAUUCUGGAGCAGAAACAGCAAGCUCUCAAGCAACUAUCAAUCUAGACGAGCAACCCACCAAAAGGCCAGCUGGUGUUAAGGCUUCAAAAGCAGCUUCUGCAAAGAAACCAAUCGCAGAUCAUGAGGCUUCGUUAAAGUUUCAGACCAUGUGCUCUAUGAAAGAGAAAGACUUGGCCCUGCAAGAGAAAGACUUGGCCCUGAAAGAGAAAGACUUGGCCCUGCAAGAGAGAGUUUCGAAAAUGGCUCUGCUUAACAGCCUCAUUUCAAAAACAGACACACUUUCUGAAAUAGAACAAGCAGUAAAGACUAAGCUUCUUAAAGAGAUGCUGGAUAACUAG
This is a messenger RNA of Brassica napus (rape), 978 nucleotides long. RefSeq names its product glutathione S-transferase T3-like. Lineage: Eukaryota; Viridiplantae; Streptophyta; Magnoliopsida; Brassicales; Brassicaceae. Bases 1 to 978 code for a protein of 325 amino acids. The transcript has a single exon. The record is from RefSeq and is a predicted model, not a curated record.